Messenger RNA from Rhagoletis zephyria (snowberry fruit fly), 2789 nucleotides. Its product is annotated as putative RNA-binding protein Luc7-like 2. Gene Ontology annotation, biological process: mRNA splice site recognition. Lineage: Eukaryota; Metazoa; Arthropoda; Insecta; Diptera; Tephritidae. The record is from RefSeq and is a predicted model, not a curated record. Gene Ontology annotation, molecular function: mRNA binding. Gene Ontology annotation, cellular component: U1 snRNP.
AUGCUCAGAAUUUCGUUGUAUCGAACAUUUAGACACAAUUGUAUAAGUUUCUUCCCUAGGUAAGGUUAUUAAAAACCUACGAAAAUAAUACUAUUUGGCGUUGAAAAUAUAAUUUUAAUAGUUAAAAAAAUUAAAAAUGUCGGCCACGGACCAAAUGAGGGCAAUGCUCGAUCAAUUAAUGGGCACAACUCGCAAUGGAGAUGAUGAACGCGGAGUUAAAUUUUCUGAUGCUCGUGUGUGUAAAAGUUUUCUACUUGACUGUUGUCCUCAUGAUGUACUCGCUUCAACUCGCAUGGAUCUAGGAGAGUGCCCAAAAGUUCACGAUCUGGCAUUCAGAGCUGAUUAUCAGAGCGCUGCGAAGUCUCAUGACUUUUAUUAUGAUAUAGAAGCUAUGGAACAUUUGCAGGCUUUCAUUGCUGAUUGUGACCGUCGUACAGAGUCUGCAAAGCAGCGUCUAAAGGAAACACAGGAGGAACUAACAGCCGAGGUGGCUGAAAAAGCAAAUGCAGUACAUGCAUUGGCAGAAGAAAUCGGCAAAAAAUUAGCUAAGGCCGAAGCACUUGGUGAAGCAGGAGAAGUUGAAGAAAGUAUGUCUUUAAUGAAGGAAAUAGAUGAAUUGCGGUCAAAGAAAAUUAAAGCAGAGCACGAAUAUCGCACAUCAAUGCCGGCUUCGACCUAUCAACAACAGAAGUUGCGUGUAUGUGAGGUAUGUUCUGCAUAUUUAGGUAUCCAUGAUAACGACAUACGACUGGCUGACCACUUCGGUGGUAAAUUGCACCUGGGUUUCCUUACUAUACGUGAGAAAUUGGCGGAGCUAGAAAAAACGGCAGGUCCACGUAAAGCAGAUCUUAAGCGCAGUGGAAAAAUAGAUGAACGCAAUGACGACAGACAGAGGUCUCGAUUUUUUGUUGGUGGUCGAGAGCUAGAUCGGCGUUCACGCGUACACCGGUCCAGAUCUAGAGAUCGCACCCGUCGCAAUGAACGUGGAGGUGCAAGUAGUUCUGAUGGUAGAUCUGAGCGACGAUCUGAAAAGGAUAAAGAAAGGGAAAAAGAUCGUGACCGACGUGAUCGUGGAGAUCGAGGGGAUCGUGGAGAUCGAGGGGAUCGAGGAGAUCGAGGAGAUCGUGGAAGCGCAGUUUCGCCUAUCAGAGAAGAAAGAAAACGAUCAAGAUCUCGCUCCCGUGCACAGAAGUACAGUUCUCGCCGAAGGUCUCAGUCACGUGAGCGGCAUCGUCGUUAAAAGUGAAGAAGUUGAAAAAAUGGAAUUUUCUCCGUUGCAUUCAAUAACACUUUAUUCGACCCCAACUACAUACAUACAUAUGAUUUUAGUGUGUACAUGACGAUUCCCGUAGCACGUAUGUAAUUAAUUACAAAUUUUUCCGUAUUUUAUUAUGUAACUAAUCAUAAAUUCAAUUCAAUGUUUUCUUUUUGCGAUUUCUUGAAUAAAAUCUCUUUCUCGAUUAUAGAAACAUUUCAUAUACCUACCACCAUUGUUCAGGUUUUGGUAUGUAAACACUUAUUUAUGCUUAUUAAAUAAAAUAUUAGUACGAAAAUAGUAAACUUAUUUAGGUAAACUAGUGACUGACCAGAUUUGUAAGCUGAAUGGACUAUUUCAGAACAAGGUGUUACGAAAGCGCAUGGUUUUAAGAUUUCAAAACAUAUCCUUCACAAAAGAUUGUAAUUAAAAAAGAUUUGCUUUGGCACAUAUUUUUAAUGCAUUGUCAGCGGCUACCCAAUUGCAUUUAAACCAAAUUCAACAUAGUAUCCACUUUCCAGGGAAUUUGGCCCCCAUCUUUGAAAAAUAUUUGUGGUUGGGAAUUGAAAUGCCUGGCUUAUUGCUAUAAAAUUUUUUCCACGAAUGGAUAAUGUAAAUCAUAAAAAUUACGAUUGGCCCUGGUAUGUAUUUAAGUAUGUAUGUACAUAUGUUCUAUCUCUAUUCAAGUAUAAGUCGAACCUUUUGAAUUAUCCAUAUUAAUUCGAAAUCUAUUACUAAUUGAAAGUGAGGAAAGUAUUGUUGAAACCUUCAAUUGGUGCAGAUAUAACAAAUGUAGCUAAAGACAAAUGCCAGCUAACUACGUAGAUAUUCAACUUUCAUAUCGUGGUCAUCUAUGCAAAAGACUUUAUGUGCGUUUUUUAAUAUUCAGUCAGUAUGCUUUGAGAUACACUUCUGCCCAAAAACUCAAAUAGUUAUCUUAAAAAAAUACGAGAUUUAUUACCAGCUGUGGAAGCGUUUCCAACGUUAAUUGAAUAAGUAUUUUGCUUCUCCAAAAUUUCGAAUUGCAAAUUAGGGUCUUUUGCAUUAAUGACGACAGCAUGCGUCUGAUGUACUUUUUUCCAAUAAUUAGUAAUGGCUAGGUGAGUAUCCGCCAUAGCUGAUUGUGGUUACCCAUGACGUACCGGCAUGUUGCCCAAUACGGACAUAAAACAUCUGAAUGAGAGAAGAAUUUCCUUAAUAGCGGUCGCUGAUUUGUCAAACCUCUGACUGACUGCCUUUCUGCAUAAUACUGUAGAGUCGUGAAUUCACAGAAAAUCGAGGUGCAAACCACCAAUUGGAGAAGAAGGCCGCUAUAAGCAUGUGCUAAAUUAUACAUAGUUACUAGAUGAGCUUUGCAACUAGAAGCCAAAAGAUAGCGGCUGUCAAUCUAAAAAUACUACCUAGUUUGUUUGUAUGUGUAUAUAUCUUUAUCUAUGAUUUGUAUGUAUAUUACAAUUGGAAACCAACUUACAGAAAGAACUUAUAAUAAUUCUAAUAAAAUUAUAUAUUCGGUACAUACUGUACCAUAAGCGUA